Seriola dumerili (greater amberjack) is the source of this 1479-nucleotide messenger RNA. It is a transcript of the gene c2cd4a, whose product is annotated as C2 calcium-dependent domain-containing protein 4C-like. The record is from RefSeq and is a predicted model, not a curated record. The transcript has 2 exons. NCBI's taxonomy places the organism in Eukaryota, Metazoa, Chordata, Actinopteri, Carangiformes, Carangidae. Bases 133 to 1479 code for a protein of 448 amino acids.
AGCCUCAGGGAUUUGUCACAACACCCUGAACUUUUAGCCGGAGCAAUCAGUCCAUCCUGUUCAGGAACACUUAGUGGAUUAUCCAUAUCUUCAGAACAUAAGAGUUUCCCCCUCAUUGCUACCACAGGACCCAUGUGGGUGGUGGAGAAGAUUCGUGUGUCAGUGGAGAGAUCGAACCUGCCCAUCCCAUCAGCCGAACUCAGCUUUAAAAUUGGUGAUAUCAUGUUUGGAGAAAGAGUUGACAAACCCAAAAGGAUUUCUCUCUGUCCUAAUGUCAUCACCCCUGACAACAUCCCAGAGUUCUGCAUCCCCCCAACAAUCCCAUCCCUGCAUGAGAUGAAGAACACGGAGCAGGGCCGAGCCGCUCGCCUUCCGAAGGUGUCUGCCUGUGAGAGGGCUAGCCCUGACAUAGAGGUGACACCUCAUGAGCUUCUCAACACACACAUCAUCCAAGUGGAGAGUGUGGAUGAGAGCCCCUACGAUGGCUGCAGUGACGAGGAGACCACCAAUGCGGAUCCCCAGAGUCAGGCAGCCUUGUCCCUUCCACACCUGGCCAAAACCCAGACCUGCUACGGGUUUUGCACCUUACUGGAGAGCCCCCAUACCAGAAGGAAGGAGUCGCUCUUCCACUCUGAUCCUGGCUCCUCUCCACUGCUGCUGCCCAGGAGCCGUUCCAGCGUGUGCUCCAAAGCCUCCCCCUCCACCUCCCCUUCCUCCUCCCCUUCCUCUUUCAGUCUUAACACCCUGACGUCAAGGCUUUCACCGAGAUGCUACACACUGAACUGGCACACCACUCUGGACAGCGAUACGACUUCCUCUACUGAAUCCUCUCCUUUCAGCUCGCCACUGCUGACCAGGUGCCCUGCCAAGUCUUCCCUCUUCAAAGCACUGAGUCAUGAACUGCUGUUGUCACGGAACAUGAGGAAGGCGAUGGUGUCCAGGAACAAUUCCCUAUCCACAGAUGAAGGCAGCUCCACAGACAACAGCCCCAAUGUCAUGAGGAGGGCAUCAGAGGGGUUAGCUGAAGGCCUGCCCAGCAACUGCAGCCUGGCGCCGCCCACCAUUUUUCCCAUGGACUUGACUCUGCACCGAGAGAGGGUAAUGAAGGAAAGAAUAGUACCCAUAGGGAAAGAUGGCAGCCUGAGACUCUCAGCAGAGUACUGUCUGGAUAACCAAAGACUACGGGUUCGACUGAUCAGUGCUGAGGGCCUAUAUCCUCUCUCUGUAGAUCCCAAGAUUAUCAACUGCAGCAUCAGCCUCUCUCUGGUUCCUGGAAAAGUCCAGAAGCAACGCAGUACAGUCAUCAGAAAGAGCCGUAAUCCCAUCUUCAAUGAGGAUUUCUUCUUUGAUGGUAUCUCAGAGGAAGACCUCAGCCAGCGGUCCCUUCGCUUUAAAGUGGUGAACAAAAUGUCCACCCUGAAAAGAGACUAUCUCCUCGGAGAUUGUGAUUUGCCUCUUUCUAGCAUUGUGCCAUUAUAA